AUGGAUCAAAGUUCACAAAAAAGUAGUCUUUUUCCUUGGGAGCGCACAAUUAUACCGUCUUUCGCGUCCUUAAGAAACCAACCAAAGUCUUCUGAUGGUGUUUUCGCAUUUACUCCUUCUGUUGUUACUAAUGCUGUUGCUAAUGGUCAACAAAAGGAUCUAUGCACGGAAGUCACAAGAAAUUUUGCAGAUUCACUCUGCUAUAAUCAACUACCACUAUCGUCUGAUAAUAAUGAAUUGCAACAAAAUAAUCUAGAAGCAACAACAAAAUCAUCAAAUACUAUGAUGGCGAAGUUUUUGCAGCUUGAUAAGUCCUGGCCAUCAACGCCAAUUGCAACAACUACAACAACAAAGAAUUGUAGGAAUAAUAAUAAAACACCAUUACCAUCAUCAAACUCAAAUUUUAUAUCGAGCUUUAAUUCCCAAGAGAGUAUUAAGCAAAGUGAACUUAAUAGGGUCAAUAGAUUGAUGAGAAAACAAAAUAGUGAUAAAAUUUCUGACACUACUAAUACACCACAAUCAUCUAAAUCUUUUGGUACGCCACAAAAACAACUUCACGAAGACACUUCAUGGAGUAAAUAUUUGACACCGAUACGCCCUCCUGCAGCUCCAACUAAUGAAACAAUCAACAGCAAUAAUAGUAUUAAUAAUAAGGAGAAUUUAUUUGCUUCAACGUCCAAAGGAAACGAUAAAAGUUGUUUCUCGAUAAAGAUCGAUGAUAAUUAUAAAGAUGUAAUGCCCGCACUUCAGACCCUUCAAAUUCUCAACUUCAGCUCGUCUAAUACCGAUACAAAUAUUAUGACGACGACACUUCAAGACCAAAAUCCCAAGGACAUUGAAAGACAAUAUGAAGAAUUUGUUAAAGAAAAGGCAAAUUUCGAACACUACAAAAACAUGGAACUCUCAGAAAUCGAAAUUAAAAAACAACAAGAGCUACAAAUCAUAGAAACCGAGAAGAAAAAGUGGACUAAAACGCGGACAGAAUUGGAGUUGGCGCCUUCGCAAAGACAUAUUCAAGAAGUGGAUAGUCUCCAAAAACAGAUAUGUGAUUUACAGUAUACUCUGCAUCAUCGAGAAAACAUUCAUCGGAUUGAGUUGGAAAGACUAAAACGACGAAUUAAUGAGUUGUCACGACAAAAUCAAGAACUUUUAAAGAAUCAGAAGGACGGAAGCGCAAGUUACAUCCCAUCAUUAGAAUCUUCAUCAAAAUCCAAAGAAAAUUAUCGUCAUUUUCAUCAAAAGAGUAUUAACAAUAGCUGCGAAUAUACAGAAACUGAUAGAUCUUCAACAAGUAAAACUGUAAAAUUCAAUCUGCCACCAAAUCCUGGAUGUGAGAAAUUGGACAAGCUUGCCGAGCAAAUAGAAAAUAUUGGGACAUGUGUCGAGGAAACCAUAAAAAACGACGAAGGGAAACUAGAACGCAUUUACUCGAAUGGAACACGCUUAAUUUUAUUGUCAAAUGGUGUUAUAAAAGAAAUCAGGGGUGAUAGUAUUGUUAUAGUGCAUUUUGAGAAUGGGGACAUAAAAGAGAUUGUCCCACAUCAAAAAAUCACUUAUUUCUACACGGACGGAACAGUACACACAAUUUUCGCAGACGGAGAAGAAGUCGUUGAAUAUUGUAAUGGACAGAUUGAACGCACACAUUCCGACGGCACUGCGGAAAUACAAUUCCCUGAUAAUGUUGUGCAACACAUAUUUUCUAAUGGAGAGGCAGAAACCGUGUUGCCAGAUCAACAAGCAAUCAUCUGA
This is a messenger RNA of Ambispora gerdemannii, 1749 nucleotides long. NCBI's taxonomy places the organism in Eukaryota, Fungi, Glomeromycota, Glomeromycetes, Archaeosporales, Ambisporaceae. The record is from the annotation of a GenBank genome assembly.